Messenger RNA from Phacochoerus africanus (Common warthog), 1484 nucleotides. RefSeq lists its product as uncharacterized. The record is from RefSeq and is a predicted model, not a curated record. The transcript has 6 exons. Bases 428 to 1456 code for a protein of 342 amino acids. Gene Ontology annotation, molecular function: hormone activity; calcitonin receptor binding. Lineage: Eukaryota; Metazoa; Chordata; Mammalia; Artiodactyla; Suidae. Gene Ontology annotation, cellular component: extracellular region.
CUGCCUUCCUGUGCUUGAUUCCAGCUGCCUGAAUCAGACCCCCUGCUUGGGCACAGAAUCAUCAACCUGCUGCGCAUUAACCUCCCAAACCGCACUUGGACAUGGUAGUCUUAGGGGACCGGGGAUGCCUUGUAAUGCUGGACUCUGCUCUACAAAGAUCGCAUAGCUGGGGAUGGAGAGGGAUGCGAGCCUGUGAAACCGAACAGUGCCAUCGCCUGACGCCAACGCUGCUGCCUCUGCUCCCUCCUCUGCUCCAGUCCACCUGGUUCCUGCUGCCCGGUAAGCCCGGAGAUGCCUGCUAAGCUGUGGUUCUGUUUCUCUCUCCCUCUCCUCCCUUCCCUCUCUCUCCAUUGGAUUUUCUUAGCUGAUCUCUUUUCCCGUCUCAAAGUUCCUGUCCACUUCUCUCUGGGUCUCUUCAUCCUGUAAUAUGCCUUACUCUGCAAUUCAUUCUAGGCUCCUUUCACAGGUAACUCUGGAUGGUCUCAGUUCGGGGAUUCCCUGCUCUACUCUUCCUGAGCUGAGCUGGGCUCCAGUCUUGUCCCCGCAGCAGACGUGCUUAGGUCCGUGUUGGGAUUUUGGAGCUCUCCAGGCACUUCAGGGAGAGGAGGAUGCAGGAAUAGCUUUGAGCAGAAGAAACUUUCAUGGAUCCCAUCUCCUCUUACCUACAAGGAUCGCUGGAAAUGGGGGUGCUCUUUGCCAGAGUAUGGAGCAGCUGGACGGUAAAAUCUGGUUCUUCAGAGUCUCAGGGAUUCCAACUGCAGAGAUAUGUCCUCCCAACUCCCCUUCCCCCCAGCCAGGUAUAAGCAAAAAUCAGGCAUCAGGAGAGAUGCUGAUGGGUUGCACUAUGGGAAAAGCUGUGGUGACAGGUACUGCGAGUCUGUCCUCCAGGAGUCCUGGCCAACAGGUUGAAGGCUCACUGGAUCUUCCAGCAGUCCACUUGGCUGAGGAGGAAAUGAUGGUGAAAGGAAAGGACACGAGCAGCCUGAAGCCAGGAAGCCAGGGAGUUGGAGGCAGAGGCAGGAGCAGAGCCCAGGUCUGUGGGCUCAAUGAACUUGGAACUGCUACAGGUGGUGACAUUGUUCUUCCCUUGCAUAGGGGCACCAUGGGCUUCUGGAAAUUUCCGCCCUUCCUGGUUCUCAGCAUCCUGGUCCUGUACCAGGCAGGCAUGUUCCACACAGCACCAAUGAGAUUGCCUUUGGAGAGCAGCUUUGAUUCUGCCACACUCACAGAGGAGGAAGUGUCCCUUCUACUGGUUGCAAUGGUGCAGGAUUAUGUGCAGAUGAAGGCCACUGUACUGGAGCAGGAGUCAGAGGACUUCAGCAUCACUGCCCAGGAGAGAUCCUGUAACACUGCUAGCUGUGUGACCCACAAGAUGACAGGCUGGCUGAGCAGAUCUGGGAGCGUGGCUAAGAACAACUUCAUGCCCACCAACAUGGGCUCCAAAAUCUUGGACUGAUGCCGCAGACAGCCUCAGGCCUGAGCUG